Myzus persicae (green peach aphid) is the source of this 3745-nucleotide messenger RNA. RefSeq names its product melanotransferrin (gene Tsf2). Gene Ontology annotation, cellular component: recycling endosome; early endosome; extracellular region. The transcript has 16 exons. Bases 217 to 2592 code for a protein of 791 amino acids. Lineage: Eukaryota; Metazoa; Arthropoda; Insecta; Hemiptera; Aphididae. The record is from RefSeq and is a predicted model, not a curated record. Gene Ontology annotation, biological process: iron ion transport.
UCAGUUAUUUGUUUACAAGUUUACAACAAUAAUAAAUUGUCCAAUGUACAUUAUUGUCUUGUCUGCGGUACCCGUCUCUAUUAAGUAUUAGUCCGUAAUAAAUCAAUAUUUUAUAUUUAAGUACGAGUUUCGGCACAUAGUGUACCAGUGUACGGCCAGUGACUAGUACCUUUCGGUUGUCAUGUUUUAAAGAGACGUUUCCUCCACAAAAACACAAUGAAGACAUCCAACAAUUUGAUGACCUUUUUGACAGUUGGUUUAGUUUUGGUGAACAUUGCAUUUGUCUUCGGGUACAUAUCAGAUCUACAAAAUGAUAAAACCAAUCGUAUCACUUGGUGUACUUUAAAUAUCCAAGAACAAUCAAAAUGUUUAAAUUUGUCUGCAGCUGUCAACAGAGACAAACAGAAAUUUAACCCUAGAGAUUUCAUGGAACUUGUUUGCAAACCGGGACUCAAUAAAGAUGACUGUAUGAUGAAGUUAGAUAACAAUGCAGCAGAUAUUUUGAGUUUAGAUGCUGGAGAGGUAUUUGUUGGUGGCCGAUAUAAUAGUUUGAUACCAUUAAUGCAACAACUAUUUGAAGAUGGCUCUACUGAAUAUUACUCUGUUGCUUUAAUAAAAAAGAACACUUUAAAUGAUGUGUAUAACCUUGGAAAUUUGAAGGGUAAAAAAGCUUGUUUUGCCGGAGUCGGUACUCAAGCUGGAUGGAAUGUACCAAUAAAUACUCUUAUUUCUAAAGGUUAUAUGAACAUUUUUGACUGUAAUAACCAUGUGAAAACUACUAUAGAAUUUUUUGGUCACAGUUGUGCUGUAAAUUCAUUACUUGACAAGUACAAUCCAAUGGGUGAUAAUUCUGACCGUUUAUGUAUUCUCUGCGCUAGCAAAGUUUCUGGCCAAAAAUGUACAUCAAACGAUCCAUAUGCUGGUGACGAAGGAGCAUUUAGAUGUUUAAUCGAGUCGGGCGAUAUCGCAUUUUUACGACAUACAACUGUAUUGGAAAUGUUAAGGGAUCCAUCAUUAUUUAGUAAAACCAGAGAAGAUGAUUUAGAACUACUGUGUGUGGACGGUUCAAGACGUCCAAUUGGUGAAUUUAAGAACUGUAAUUGGGGACCAGUACCUACUGAUGCUAUUAUGACUACAUCUGCCAAAUCUUCUUCUGCUCGUAUCUCAUACCAAAGAUGGCUGCAGAAAAUAAUUGAAUUAUAUGGAAAACCAAAAUCUGCACCACAACAGUUCACAUCUACUGCUCCUGAUAUCAACUGGGCAGGAGGAUUCAAUCAACCUCAGUCUCAGAUCAACAGCAAAAGUUUUAAUUUAUUUGAUUCUUCAGUUUAUGAUAAUCACCACAAUCUUUUGUUACAGGACUCAACAAGAGGCUUGCGGCCCUUAGAAGAAGCCCACCAAACAUAUACAAGUUACUUAGGAAAUGCCAUGGACAUUAUACUUGGAGUACGUUAUUGUCCUGUUGCCAAAAUGACACUUUGUGUAACGUCUGAGCCAGAAAUGGAUAAAUGUAUUAAAAUGAAGUUGGCGUUAAAAGUUCAACUUUUGGUUCCUGAAUUGCAUUGUUUCCGCGGUUACAGUCAAGUGCAUUGUAUGCAAGCCAUUAGAAAUGGAAACGCAGAUGUUGCUGUGAUGGACGCUGGUGAUAUUUAUACAGCUGGACUUCAUUAUGAUGAAAUACCAUUUAUCACUGAAAUGUAUGAUUUUCCUGAACCAGAAUAUUAUGUUGUGGCUGUGGCAAAAGAAGAGGAUCCUGAUACCGAAAUAACGUUUUUAAAAGGAAAAAUGACAUGUCAUCCGGGUAUAUAUUCGGGUGGUGGAUGGAUAAUACCAAUGGCAUUUUUGUUGAGUAAUGGGUGGAUACGAAGUUAUGGAUGUGACUCAAUACAAGCUGCUUCUGAAUACUUUAGUAAAUCUUGUGUACCCGGUGCAUUAAGUAAUGAAUAUAACCCAGGUUUACCUUAUGAUAACCUUUGCCAUCUAUGUAGAGGUGCUAGUUAUCGGUACUGCAAACGUGAUGCCACUGAAGACUUUUAUGGUUACACAGGAGCCUUGAGGUGUUUGGUCGAAGGUGGUGGAAAUGUAGCUUUUGUCAAACAUACCACAGUGUUUGAGAAUGUAGAUGGAAAACGCAAAGAGUGGUGGGCAAGGAAUACUCUAACAUAUGAUUUCGAACUUCUGUGUCCUGAUGGUACUAGAUCACCGAUUCAAGAUUAUAAGAAGUGUAGCUUGGGUAAAGUUAAAGCUAACGCUGUUAUAACUCGUGGAGGCAUAGCUUAUAAUCAUACCGAAGUGAUGGCAUUUACCAAUCUGUUUAUGGCUGCCCAACAGUUAUAUGGCAGGAAGACUAUUGAUGAGUUUACUUUCAGCAUGUUCACGUCACCGGAACCAUACAGCGAUCUGAUCUUCCAGGAUUCUACCCAGCAGCUUGCAUCCAUUGAUAGUUCAUUAAGACAUUACUCCGAUUGGUUAGGACAAAAUUUCAUGCGGGCACGUCGUCUUGUUGACUGCCGUGCAUCUGGUAAUAUAUCAUUACCAUUGGGAAUUAUAACCAUGUUAUUAUCUGUAAUUUGUAUUCACGCGUGGUUAUAGACUUAUUGUGUUCAAUCAAUUUAUAAAUAGUGCUUAAGAAUGUUAUGGGCAUCAUUUAUUGUUUAGAUUAUUCAUUAUAUUGUGAUCAUUUUCAGAAUCUCAAUCAUACAAUGCUGUAUAUUAUUUAUUACCAGCUCUUGAUAUUUGUAAAAUUAAAAAUAUCUGUCCAUUUAUUAAUUUUAAUUUUAAGAUUUUACUGAUAAUACGUAAGACAUCCAUGAUAAAAUACUUAGCCUUAAUAUUGUAACAGUCCGUCCACAAAUUUAGAUCAAUUUGACAAUGUACCAUUGUGAAUUAUAAUUAUGUUAUCUGUAAUUUGUACUUGCGCAUGGUUAUAGACUUUAUUGUGUUCAAACAAUUUUUAAAAAUUGCAUAAGAAUGUUUUAUGGGCAUCAUUUUUGAUUGCUCAUCAUAUUGUGAUCAUUGGCUGAAUCUCAAUCAUAAAAUGCUGUGUAUUAUUUAUUACUCUCAAUAAUUGUAAAAUUAAAAUCAUCCGUCCAUUUUUUAAUUUUAAGAUUUUACUGAUAACACAUUAGACAUAAACGAUACAAUACUUUAUCUUAAUAUUAUAAGUGUCUUUUUACAAGGUUAGAUAACUGUAACGAUGUAUCUAAAAAAAAGUAUAAUAUUUUAUAUGACCUUUUUUUAUAUAAUUUUUUUUUAGCAAAUUAUAUUAUUGUUUAAUAAUUUUAAGUGCAAUAUUGUUGAACAAUCCGUCCAUUUUUAAUAUUGAUUAAAAUUAUAGAAGAUCAAGUUGAUAUUUUUUUAUAUAAUAUUAUUGUCCAAGUUAUUUUUGUACGUUUCUUGUUGAAUUGUAUUGUUUUUUCACACAGAUAAUUUUAUAAUGCAACCUUUAGGUAAUUAGUAAUUUAGUUAUGUAUUCCCAGCUCAUAAAUGUAUUACAAUGUUAUUCAGAGUGAUAUAGUACGCAUUAUACCUAUUACCUAUAGUAUGGUAUCUGAUAUACUUCUAGUUUUUAUUUAUAUAAUGUAUACCUAUUUCAAUUAACAAAUUAGAUUACAUGAUUUAAUAUUACCUUUAUUGUGAAGAUUUUAUUUUAUUUUAACCUAAACAUUUAUGAUAUAUUUUUUAUACUGUGUUAUUUUACACUAUGAUUUCAAGUGCCUUAAAUAAACGUAUUAUCGAAAAAAAA